AUGGACAGGCUUGAUGAAGAGAGUGCGGAUCUUGAUUUUCUUGAAGAAAAUUUGAAAAAGACCGAAGCUUUGACAGAAAAGAUGACCAGCAUGCUUAAUGUAUUUGAUGAUCGAUUAGUGAGAUUGGAAGCCUCGAUCCUGCCAAUUCAUAAGUCGACACAAACAUUAACUAAGUUGGAAGAUAAUAUCGACAAGACGCGUAAUGGAGUUUUGGAGAUCAUUGGAUAUUUUGAUCUGGUGGAAAAAGAGGAAAUGACAAUAAAAAAAGGAAUAAAUGAAGAUGAAUUGGAUCUAUAUUUAAAUUCUAUUGGAAAAUGUAAAAAAGCAAUGGAAGUUUUGGGUGGGAUGAGAUUAAAGAGUAGUGAAAAAGUUAUUGGACAGUUGAAACAAAUUUUAAAGGCUGGCAUGAUACAAUUGGAAGAACAUUUUCGCUUAUGUUUAUCAAACAGAAGCAACACAAUUGAACCACUUUCUUAUAUAACAAAAAAUCUUGAUAUUCCUGGAAUACCAAAUGGUCCUUUGCAAAACCUUGCGACAUUAUCUUCAUACCUUUCAACUUCCGGUCCAGAACUUGGCUACAAUAGUGAUUUUGUAAAAGCAUAUAUCGAAGUACGAUCAAAUUAUCUUGCGAAAUCAUUAAAUAUGUUAGCACAAGGAUCUAUUAGCACUGCGGAAAAAAGAAGUACCCUAGUAUAUGAAAAAGGAACUUGUGGGUUUAACUCAUAUACUGAUGCCAUAUUAAGAAUGUUCAAGACAGAAUAUGAAAUAGCCGAUAAAAUACUUCCCCCAGGAAGUGUUAUGUCUGGAUUCAGAGGUGCCAUACAAAUGCCUUUAGAUAAUUAUGUUGAAACUGGUAGGACAUUAAAUAAUCGCGUGAAAAAAAAUAUGCAAACGGACAUUUUUUUGGCUUUUGAUAUGAUGGAAUCAUUGAAUAAAAAUGUUGGUUCUUUCGAGGAAUUUUUUAGGCUUGCAGGAAAAAAAGAUUCAUCAUAUGGUGAUCUCUUGCAUUCAUUGAGAGCAAAUCAUCGAACAAAAACGACAAAUCUUCCAAAUGACGGUACCGUUCAUGAGUUGACAAUAACAACUUUACAACACCUAAAGCGAUUAACUGAUUAUCAGGAAACAGUUGAAACUAUGUUGUUGACUUUAGGAGAUGGUAAUUGGAAUGUUCCAGAGAAAGAACCGAAUUUUUCACGAGAUAGAACAGUACAUGAUAUUGGAUACAAAUACGAGAAAAUGGUGAAAAGAUAUAAUGAUGGAUAUCUUGAUACAUGGAAACCGUGUUUUGCAAAUCUCAUGGAUUCAGUGGUUCGAGGUGGGACAUUAAAGACCGCAUUAUCCAACGAAAAAGGAAAUGUUAAAGAAAAAUUCAAGAAUUUCAACACAGAUUUUGAAGAAAUGUACAAAGUACAUAAGGGAUAUGCGAUACCUGAUCUUGAAUUACGUUCACAGGUUAUUAAAGAUAUCAAGAGUGUUUUAAUGCCAAUGUAUAUUCGUUUCUUAGAUAAAUAUCAACAAACAGAGUUUUCCAAAAAUCCUACAAAAUAUAUCAAAUAUGAUCCACAAUCUUUGGAGAAUAUGGUUAAUAGGUUAUUCGAUGGAUCUAUAUAUUAA
Molecule: messenger RNA, 1614 nt
Organism: Funneliformis geosporum
Lineage: Eukaryota; Fungi; Glomeromycota; Glomeromycetes; Glomerales; Glomeraceae
Source: the annotation of a GenBank genome assembly